Entamoeba invadens IP1 is the source of this 708-nucleotide messenger RNA. RefSeq lists its product as hypothetical. Bases 1 to 708 code for a protein of 235 amino acids. The transcript has 4 exons. NCBI's taxonomy places the organism in Eukaryota, Evosea, Mastigamoebida, Endamoebidae. The record is from RefSeq and is a predicted model, not a curated record.
AUGAGUUUUUGUCGACAAAAAUACGAACAAAAACAGGUCGAUCGAAGGUAUAAAAACUUUGAACCCAUUUUUAUUAGCAAAGGAAUGAACCGCAUAUACCCACUUAACACAACACCAUUCGGGGUCUCUUUACACGAAAAACACAUCCUCGAAUGCUUUACUGGUACAGAAGAAGUAUAUUCAACUUUUACAUUUAAGUUAUUCCAAAAGGGCAUAUUUUACAGACAGUUCACUAUGAGCGAAGAAAACACAACAAUCUAUUCAACUUCAUGUAUGACUCAACACUCAAACUGUUUCACUCUUUUCGAUAAUAAGAAGAACCCCGUCGCAUCUAUAUUGAAGGUUGAUAAUCUCUAUAAGGUGUUUUCAGAGAGAAAUGUUUUGACUGAAGUUACUGUCAAAGGUGGUGUAGUCUUGAGUACAAAAUUGUUUGUCUCGAACAAUAAAAGUGGGUUAUGUUAUGUUAAUAAAGCCCCACUCUGCAUUGACAAUAAAGAGUACUUAGACUUCUCUGUCCCGACUCUCCCUUCUUUUAAAAACAUUCAACUCGUUUCCCCAAGAAAAUACUCUGAAGUUGUGUUUGAAAUGGCAAAACAAAAGUCGUUUUAUCAUGUUAGUGCAGAUGCCGUAUUUACACCUUUACAAGCAUUUGCCAUUGCCGUUAUAAAGGGAUAUGAGACAUACCUCUCACAAUCUGUCUGUCUGUAA